AUGCCCGAGUCCUCUAACGACAACGCCAGCUCCUUCAACUCAAAUGACUCUACCGCUGCCAAGGCUACGUAUCUCGCCCUUCAGUCCACUGACCGCUGUCUUCCCCCAGGAUGGACCAUGUACAUUCACCCCCGUGGAUGGGUAUAUUUCCGGAGUGAGGAGUACAAAAUUGUCUUCGACGAAGACAUACGGGUCCCUGAAACUCUAGAGAGAAUCACAAGUAUUUGCAUAAAAGAGAACCUUUCACUCUUAUCUGGAGGGCAGGAAUUUUGUAUCGCUGGCUUCAACUCGAAUUCCGCUCUCUAUUUAGUCAUUGACCAUACUCAAUGCACUGCGAGAUAUGGCUUUGAAUUAUCUUCUGCAACCCAACCUAUCCAUAACAUUCCGCUAUCUCGGGUGCUACGCCAUCGACAGCGGUACUGGCAUUUUGUGUCACAGCAUCCUACCCACGUCUCGGUUCCUCAAGACAUGCUCAUGUACACGGUGGAUAUCAUCAAGUCCUAUUAUUUUGAUAAUCUCACUCAAGGCACGAAAAGCACCGUCCCGUUCACCAAAGCGGAGUGUGAGGAACUCCUACCUAGCUAUGUCUGCUUAGAUAACACCUCAGACCGAAACAUGGUUUCCACAAACAUGUUCAUCGCAUGGAUACUAAGAGAGACUUGCAAUUUCCGGAGGGCGGAGCGCUAUGGCGCGCUCACAUUUCAGCAAACAGAGAUGCAUCGCCAAAGCACGUUGCGCCCGCAUUUUGUCUGGCAAAGCUCAUCUAGGACGUCUCGGAACUGCUUAUGGAUACUAAUCAAUGGUCCAUUAUUUGGUAUUCCGUACUCCUAUCUUGAGAACGUUCAAAGAGCUAGUGAGUUUCAGGGACGUUUGUCUAGCCUGCAUCAAGCCUGGCAAACGUACACCGACCAGCUUACGAAAGAAUAUUCUGAUUUUAUCCUAGUCGUGAGUGCCAUCUAUUUAAUCUCGCAGUAA
Molecule: messenger RNA, 975 nt
Organism: Postia placenta MAD-698-R-SB12
Lineage: Eukaryota; Fungi; Basidiomycota; Agaricomycetes; Polyporales; Adustoporiaceae
Exons: 5
Coding region: 1-975 (324 amino acids)
Source: RefSeq, a predicted model, not a curated record